Molecule: messenger RNA, 1083 nt
Organism: Rhizoctonia solani
Lineage: Eukaryota; Fungi; Basidiomycota; Agaricomycetes; Cantharellales; Ceratobasidiaceae
Product: Retrotransposon-derived protein PEG10
Exons: 3
Coding region: 1-1083 (360 amino acids)
Molecular function (GO): zinc ion binding; nucleic acid binding
Source: RefSeq, a predicted model, not a curated record
AUGGAACAAGAGCCAACCCUUGGCACUCUGCUCCAGGCUAUCCAAGCCCUCACCACCCAAGUUGGGUCCCUCCAGGACCAAGAAACCAACAACCUUGUUGGUGACAAAGACCAGGGGGGAACCCAAGCCAAGCCUGGCCCAUCAACUGGGCCUGUCACCCCUCCUACCCACUCAGGAGGGGAAACCCACACUCCAGGAAUGGUUAGGCCUGGACUCAAGGCCCCCUUCUGCCCCUCUAGGGGAACAGGGUUUGACUCAGAAGAAGAGGAAGAACCAAGGUGGGAACCAAAAAGGGAGCCUUGCAGAAUGCCUAGGAGUCUGAGCUCCCUCACUCCUUUUGAUUUGGGGUCCAGCAUGAAGCAACCCAAAAUGGAGCUACCAGACCCUUACAAGGCUCUCCAUUGUGACCAAUUUGACAAGGAGGAACAAAUGGUUGUUUGGAUUCUUUACCAUAUAAUGGACAAGGCUGCUGAUUGGGCCCUCCCCAUCAUUGGGACAAUCAUUAAGGGUGAAGGAAACCCCCCCACCACAAUCCUGGCCUUAACAGCCAAAUUCAAGGAAGCAUUUGCCAAUCCCAAUGCCAAACAGGCCACUGCCAGAAAAAUAGCAGCCCUCUCCCAAACCACCACCACCUUGGAGUAUGUCACAGAGUUCUGCAAUCUCAUGGCAGAAUUAGACUGGAACAAGGAGGCCUAUAUUGUGCAGUUCAUGCAAGGCCUCCACUGGAAGGUCAAAGAGCUAUUGUCAACCAAGGACAAUAUCCCUGAUGAACUUGAGGUUAUUUUUGCAGCCUCUAUCAAAAUAGACAACACUUGCUGCAAAAAUGAGGAGAACCACCCUAAGAAGGCCCCUGCCAAGACCCCAGUCACUGCAACCACUUCCACCACUACCACUCAUUGGGUCUGUCUCUCAGAGGACCCUAACUAUGUCACACUGGAGGAAAGGGACCAACUUUGCACUGCAGGCCUCUGUGUCAAAUGUGGUCAAAAGGGGCAUGGCAUCAAACAAUGCCCCAAUGGAUGGAAGGCAACCAUCAAGGAAGCUGCCAAAAUUGGAGAGGUUGUUGAGUUGGAAAAAGAAUGA